Molecule: messenger RNA, 1572 nt
Organism: Sparassis crispa
Lineage: Eukaryota; Fungi; Basidiomycota; Agaricomycetes; Polyporales; Sparassidaceae
Exons: 3
Coding region: 1-1572 (523 amino acids)
Source: RefSeq, a predicted model, not a curated record
AUGAGCUCAAGAACGUCACGACCGCAUUCGUUUUCCGGUCCCCGCCCACUUCAACUUGUAGAUAGCAACGUCCCAAACGCCCCGCCUUCGCUCUCUGCAUCCUCUUGCCCGUCUCCAACGUUCUCAGGGCUCUGCAGCGCACCCCCUACGGUGCGCGCAUUCAACAAGCCGCGCCGCCAGUCAUCUAUAUCGUACUAUCCGAGCGACCAUACUCCACAAUGGGAUUUGCGAUCCCCGGUAGCCAGCUCCACCCUGAAACGCAGUAGCUCUCUGGGCAAGAAGGUCGUUAGUACUCGUAGAAGGGGAGACAGGCGUAGUACGGGCUCCAUGGGCUCUCUGUCGCCCGCAGUGGAACUGGGACCGCUGACGCUCACGGAGAAACACGCGGACCUACUGCGCUUUAUUGCACAGAAAGAGUCCAAGUGCCUAGAGCUACGUUCCCAACUUGCCAUACACGAAGCCGAGCUCGCGCAGCUCAAGCGCAAGUGGGAGCGCAUCGUCAGCAAGGGUAUGGAUCGUGCAUACUCCUCUCCUGCAUCUUCUGCAUCUCCCGUAUCAAUUUUGUCCGCCGUCGCAUCGCCGACGAACGGCGCGGUACUAGAGGGGAUUAAGGAGGGCAUGCAGGAGAUGGGUCGCAUCUUCGCUGCGGGCCUGGGGGAUUUCUCGUCUGCACCUGUCCUCUCGUCGGUGAGCCCGGCCAUAUCUGGCCGGAAAAACAAGGGGCACACAACCACGCAAAGCUCGUCGUCCGUGUCAACGUCAGGCACCACCUCCACGCGCUUCACUAACGCGUCAAGCGUGCGGCUAUCUCUCUCCUCGGCAUCAUCUCUCGCGUAUGACGAACCUCCAAGCGAAAUGGACGAAGGCGACGAAACGCUACGGCCAUCGGAAUCGCGUGACUGCGCACAAGAAACGAUUACAGAACGGUCCACGGACCUGGUGAUCUCACCAUCUUCGACCGCGACCGAACUGCAGGCAGCAAAGAUCCACCGCCGCAAGUCGCGGGAGCAUCCGCCCGCACUCUCGGUCUCAUCAUCCCCUGUACCGUCCCCUGUUAUACCAUCUACACCGCACUUCGCCACACCUCCCAGGUCCGCCGGCGGGUCCUCAGCGUCGAAACGUGUGUCCACGGGCUUCCCCACCGCAAGCCCCGUGUCGUCGUGGAUGGGCACCGUGGGCAGCAGCGUCGGGAAGAAAUGGGAGGAGCUACAGAAGGGUGAAAAAUUCACCAGGAGCCAGAAACGCGCCUCGCUUCUCCUUUCUGAUGUCUCUUCUUCCCUCUUCGCCGCACUCGCCGCACCAUCCCCGUCGUCUCCCUCGCCAGCACAUAGCGGGCUCACCUCCUCCGUCUCCGUCUCUUCGAACCCGUUCGCCGCUACGCUCUCCCCGCUCGCGUCCUCCCCACUCGGUGCAUCGCCCCUUUCCGGGCCCACGUCGAGCGUCUCACUCCUCGAGGACGACGACGAGGGCCUCGCGCUGGGUGGUGUGAUGAUCCCCGACUCGCGGCCGUCCACGCAGCCCGGGCUCAAAGCUGAAAGCGCACAGAACUAUGACGACGAUUGGAACUGGUAA